This is a messenger RNA of Oryzias melastigma (Indian medaka), 788 nucleotides long. Its product is annotated as transmembrane protein 17A. Bases 1 to 672 code for a protein of 223 amino acids. The record is from RefSeq and is a predicted model, not a curated record. The transcript is spliced from 4 exons. NCBI's taxonomy places the organism in Eukaryota, Metazoa, Chordata, Actinopteri, Beloniformes, Adrianichthyidae. Gene Ontology annotation, cellular component: ciliary transition zone. Gene Ontology annotation, biological process: non-motile cilium assembly.
AUGCCCGUGUUCUACUCACCGGUACCAGAGACUCUGCAGAUGGGCCUGACCUACACGGGGGGUUCUGUGUUCACCAACAACCGGACCGCAGACAGCGACUUCAGCAGGGAGCCAGAGGACGUCCCGGUGGUUAACGAGCUGGUGUCUCAUCUUCCUCUUCAAAUGCUGCUGUACUUCAACCUGUUUUACUUCCCCUGCUGGUGGAUCUCUGCUGUGUUCAUGCUGGAAACCAAGUUCUACCACCUAGCCGGGUAUUACCAGGCCCUGCUGAUCACCGGGCUGGUGCUGGUCACUAUCAUUGAAGUCAUCCGGCUCUAUCUGGGUUAUGUUGGCAACCUGGAAGAGAAGGUUCCAGCGCUGGCCGCCUUCUGGCUCCUGUCUUUCACCUUCCAGCUGCCGGUUUUGCUGUUCUUCAUGACCGAUGAAGGAACCAUCAUCCUUCCUCUGGAAAGAGCCAUUCACUCCGUCUACCUGCUCUUCCUGCUGGCUCAGAUUCUGACCUCCUUCAUGGCUCUGAGGACCAUGACCCAGAAGCUCACGCUGCUCUUCUAUCUGCGGCAGUUUGGCAGGGCGGAGAACCUGCACCGCAGGGCCAUGAGUCCCAUCCACAGGCUUCCAUAUCACCGCAGCGUGCUUCCCGUGUCCUCUUUGUCUACUCACAGCUUCCAUUAGUGCUAAAUGUGUCAUUUUGAUGCUCAAUUUGCUUGAUAAAUGAUUUUGUAUUUGUAUUUUAAUUUAUAAAUAAAUAAGUUGAGGAGAUGAGUGUCUAUCAGUUAUGCUCAAACGGC